Phaedon cochleariae (mustard beetle) is the source of this 555-nucleotide messenger RNA. NCBI's taxonomy places the organism in Eukaryota, Metazoa, Arthropoda, Insecta, Coleoptera, Chrysomelidae. The record is from the annotation of a GenBank genome assembly.
AUGCCGCUGCCAUCUCCAGGCAAGCUCGGAGGUAUCGACGAUCCGCUGAAGCAAGAAGGAAAGCCGUCGAGAGGAAGAAACCCCAGGAGCUGCCACCUCAAACCUCAACAAACGGAGAAGAGGGAGCCUGAAACACUAACGCCCCCUCAACGUCCGAAUGCUAAGAGGAGGAAAACUGAAGCAGGAAGUAGCACCGCCACUGCUAAGCAAACUGGGGAAGCCACUAGCUAUGAUGAGGUUGUCAGCUCAAUAAAAAUAGCAGUCCUCCCAAAAAACUACCUGGAGGAGACGCUGAUUGCUGAGCAGCUCACAGCACUAGAGGACGCAAUCGUACAGGAAAUGAUACUGGGCGCGGAAUGCAAACUUCAAGUCGGGGGAAUUCACUUCCGCUCCAGUAUGCUCUUGGUAGACUGCGUCAACCAAGUAACGGCGGUCUGGCUGAGGGCAAAGGCCUUCAGUCUGAGCACCUGGGAGACGACAUCCCAAGGGCGCACACCAUCACAGUGUUUUUUCCCAGGAGUACGCACUCCGAACCAGAGGAGUUGCUCACCCUAG